Messenger RNA from Penicillium canescens, 1716 nucleotides. RefSeq names its product putative integral membrane protein Pth11-like. Bases 1 to 1716 code for a protein of 571 amino acids. The record is from RefSeq and is a predicted model, not a curated record. NCBI's taxonomy places the organism in Eukaryota, Fungi, Ascomycota, Eurotiomycetes, Eurotiales, Aspergillaceae. The transcript has 2 exons.
AUGGCUGACUCCAUGUUGGCGCGUGGCAUCUACCCAGACAACCCGCCCGCCAUGCAGACCAGAGACCAGAUCAAUCCGACUCUGAUGAUGAGCUGGUGGGCAACGGGCUUUUCGCUGGCUAUUAUUAUCGUCCGUCUGUGUGGCCGGUACAUUCGUAUCGAGCGCUUCUUUCCGGAAGAUAAGGUUGUUAUGAUCAGUGUUUUUCCAUUGGUGAUCCGCAUGGUGCUGGUGCAUUUUGUGCUUGUGCUUGGGACCAAUAACACAACUACUGGGGAGUUGACCGGGCAGGAGAUUAGGAAUCGCGAGCUUGGGAGUAAGCUUGUGCUUGCUGCGCGCAUUUUCUAUGCCAUUUUCAUCUGGACUGCAAAACUCACCGUCUGCGAGUUCCUCAAACGAGUAACCGGCCUCGUCUGGCGCCGCUCAGUGGCCCUCUUCCUCCGAUUCAUCACCUUCUUCCUCAUCUCAACCCUGGUAGCAGUGGUAAUCGCAACCCUAGCCGAAUGCCAACCCUUCAACCAUUACUGGCAGGUCAUCCCAGACCCAGGCCCAACAUGCCGAACAGGCUACGUGAACCUAAUAACAAUGGGUACCUGCGACGUGAUAACCGAUCUCCUCCUAAUCGCCUUCCCCGUCCCAAUCAUCAUGCUAGCCCAAAUGCCCCUAAAGCGCAAACUAGCCCUAGUCAUCCUCUUCUGCCUCUCCCUCCUGCUAGUGGCAAUAACCUGCUACCGCGUCCCGUCAGUCAUACACCACAGCGGCUCACAGCAAUACCGCUCCCUCCUCGCCAGCCUUGAAAUCCUAGCCGCAACAGCCGUCUCUAAUGCCCUCGUCAUCGGCUCCUUCGUCCGUGACCGCGGCGUCAAGAAGUUGAAAUACAAACGCGAUCAAGGCUCCGCCUCGGUCUCAGAGAGCAUGGAUAAAUCCUUCAUUAGAAGGAACACAAUCAUGCAGAACCAAUGGGGCAGCGACUCGGAUCUAGCUACUGGUUUAUGCAUCCGCCUCGAUCCAGAUAUGUGUAUUUCCCCAACGACCACCGCUGAUGGGACACCUCUCCCCCGUCCUGCUCCUCAUGUCGCCUUAUCGUCCCAUAUGCCUCUCUCAGUAGCGCGCACCGGGACUAUCGAUCCAUCCUGGUCUUUCACGACCAGUCGGCGUUCGGAUGAUGAUCAUGCCUCCGCGACGGAUAGUCUCGAUAUCAAAAUCAGUCCACGCGAAUAUCUACGUACGAAUACUUCGCCUCGGGAGUCGGCGGCUGUUGCUCCGCGGAGGGUUUCGUUUUCCGAUGUUGGUGGGCUUUUGACUAGGGCAUUGCCGGAUGAUCCUCAUACUCGGCCGUCGGUUUCAAGGUCGAAUACAACGUUGACUUUGAAUACUCUUGCUCAUGCUCCUACUCCUGGUCCCGCUGAGGCUUCACAGUGGAGAAGUGGGAGUCGCACGUUUUUGGAGGAUUUGGGGAUUGUUGCGCCUCAUUCUUCUUCGAGGUUGUAUGGACAUGCUAGGCCUGGGAUUGGUAGAUCUCAGACGCUGCCUCAGCCUCAGCCCCAGCCUCAAACUCAGUCUCAGCCUCAGACUCAUGUUCUUCCUGUUUACGGCUCCUCUUCUGAUAUCACACUUGAUGGAGAUGUCGAGUUACAGGACGUUGGUGGAUUGCUUUCCAAGCAACACCAGGGCCAGAGCCAGAGCCAGAGCCAGGACCGGGACCGGGACAACUCUUGA